Aspergillus pseudotamarii is the source of this 357-nucleotide messenger RNA. Its product is annotated as EF-hand domain-containing protein. Gene Ontology annotation, molecular function: calcium ion binding. The transcript is spliced from 6 exons. The record is from RefSeq and is a predicted model, not a curated record. Bases 1 to 357 code for a protein of 118 amino acids. Lineage: Eukaryota; Fungi; Ascomycota; Eurotiomycetes; Eurotiales; Aspergillaceae.
AUGCCUCAAGAGCUAUAUAAUGCGGGUUGUCGCGCAAAUCCCAACAAAGACCUGGUGAAACACCGCAGUCCUCCAAGUGAGAUAAUACCAUCCAGAACACAAGACAUAAAAGACAAAAUGGGCCGCUACUCACGUGAAGAGAUUAACCAUUGGAGGGAAAAGUUCAGGGAGAUUAACACCAACGGUGACCGUUAUAUCGAACCUAAAGAGCUUAUUGCAGCUGCUCAAAAACACGGUCUUGAUAUGAGCGACGAGGAGGCCGAAUUAUGGAUUAACGAGCUGGAUGAGAAUCACGAUGGUAAAGUCUCAUUUAGCGAGUUCAUUAAAGCGUUCGGAGAAAGAAUGCAGAAUAAGUGA